This is a messenger RNA of Alternaria arbusti, 1368 nucleotides long. RefSeq lists its product as uncharacterized. The record is from RefSeq and is a predicted model, not a curated record. The coding region runs from base 1 to 1368 and encodes 455 amino acids. The transcript has 2 exons. NCBI's taxonomy places the organism in Eukaryota, Fungi, Ascomycota, Dothideomycetes, Pleosporales, Pleosporaceae.
AUGCGCGUCGCGAACGCAGCAACGACGACCGAGAUAGCCCCUCCUCGCAACGCAAACUCCGUCCAAGACAAAGUCAUCAAUGCCGACAUUCGCAUACGCUCGAUUGAAGACGAGCUUCAGCGCACCGGACAGUCUUCCCAAGCUCAGGAGACUCUUGUGGAGAGCACGCCUAACAAGGACAAUGGCGAACCGAGCGCGGAGACGCAAAAGAAUUGGUGGGCAGAGGCCAUCGCAGAAAACAUGGAUCUGGCAGACGGCUACACCAAAGUUGCAGUGCUGUUGAUCAAGUGGGAAGACGGUCUAGACGAGCUCAUGACUGGUGGCGAGGCCAAAGAACUCGAAACCCUCUUUCGCGAUCGCUUUUACUAUCAAACCAAGACGGUCGAAUUGAACGUACGGGAGAAGCCACAGCAUCAGCUCAACAAACAUAUCAGCCAAUUCAUCUGCGAGCAUGACGGAGCGCAAAGUCUGCUCAUUGUCUACUAUACUGGGCACGGCGUUUACCAAGAAUCCACCAAAACACUGGAGCUCACAGGAACUCCAAACCCCGAGGAAUCAAAAGGCUUGAUUAAUACAGCCCAUGCGAGUUGGAACAUGGCAGAGGAGCAGCUCCGUCAGCCAAUCGUCGAGGCCGACGUACUGACCAUAUUGGACACUUGCUACUCUAGCAAUCUUGUCAAAUCCAGCCGGCAACAAGAGAAGAAGUUCGAGCUGCUGAGCGCCUGUUAUUUCGACGAAACGACUGCCGCUCCUGGCCCCAAUUCAUACACUCGUGCUUUCAUCGACGCUGCCAAAUACUUCCUCGACAACGAUCCCAAACGUCCAAUAUCUACUUUCAGCCUGACACAGCGCAUCAACGAAGACAAGAGGCGCAUAGAUACGCCCUCACACCUCUGGGGUCGUAGCCGGAACCCUCAGCCAAAUCAAGAGCACAUCUUUUUGACGCCCCUUACUCCCUCCAAAGCCGAUGCCCUACACGAAUACCGUCCACGAGCACAGAGCUACUUGACCUUACGAUUCGGUCUGCGCCACACCUCGCUGAAUCAAGCACAAAUCGAUUACAUGGCUAAGCUUCUUACAAAGGCAUUGAACAACAAGGAAUCAAUUGGCCUGAGGAGAAUCGACUGCAUAGACAUGAAGCCUGCACCGCCACUAUCGCACUUCGAGCGCGUUACAUCCGUACUGCGCGUCAAAGCGAAGUGGAAGCUGCUAGUUGCUAAGAACAAGGAGAGAAAGCAGGCACAGAACGGAGGCGAUGCGAACGGGUCGGUGAAGCGCGCAUGCGAGGAUGCAAACGAACUACCACAUGCUAAAAGGCAGUACCUGGGCCCAAUACCCCCGCCGUCGCCGGCAGUAUCGGACGCAUAG